UACAUAUAUACUUGUGUAUGUAUAUGCAUACGUAUGUACAUGUGUUGAAAAAAUUUUAACAACAUAAUUACCUGCACGUUACAGACGUUAGAAAAAACCUGGCCGUAGAUCAGGCCACAAUUGUAUGCACCUGGGGCUAUGGGCAAGUAUUUAAUAAUAUCUUCGGAAUUUAAAUAUAAUAAUCGACAAGGUGAAACUUCAAAGUUAUUCAUUGCCAAGGAAGAUAGUAUAAGUGAGGAUUUGAUAAGAAACCCGCGUAUCUGCAGCGAGGGAGGGAGAUGUAUGAAUAAUAGGCAGAAUAACAGUAAAAAUCGAUACUCUUGCGCAAAGUUCUUUUUAAAUAAAAACGGAUUAAUCUGCAAGCGCUUGCAGAUCAUCGCCGUCGCAGUAUUCGCAAUGACGUUAUUAUCCUUAACGCGUCUGACCGUCGCGUCGCCAACUCCCUCCCUCAAAAACAGUGGCAAAACAAUAAGCAGCGAGGACAGAAUAAACGGCUACUACAACGAGCCGAUGAUGCUGCCGUACGAUCAAUUCGACGCCGAUGAGGAGCUCUUCUCGAGCGACUACCGGCAGCCCCUAGAAGAGGACGAUCCGACUACCCGCACGGCGGAUCCGGACCCCCUGGACUCCCGGGAGUUGGAUAAAAUCAGGAAGAGCAUCAUGGAGGAUCUGGGACUGACGCGAAUUCCCGACCCUUCGAAGGCGAAUGUGAGCCAGUCAGAGUACGAAAAUGCGCACAGAGAGUACCUGAGUAGAGUGGAAUCGUCCGGGUCAGAAGAUCAGAGAACGAGAAGAAGACUGCACGUCUUUUACCCCGCAGAUCACGUUUUCGAAAACGGGUCUCGGAGGAGUUACAACGGUGUAAUGAAUAACAUAGAGGGCGUAAAUGCCAUCUACUUCCCCGUAGAAAUCCCCGUACAAGAAAACCACGCGGUUGAUCACGCGACGUUGCGGAUACUGCUCGGAUCGGAUUCCGAUGACGCCGAAGAGGAGGUCGAGGUGACGAUAUACCAGCCAACGCGGUCGUCGAGGCGGCCGAUAGCGGUCCAAAAAACGCGGGUGGGUUCGUCGGCGCCGAGAUGGGUGGAGUUCGACUCAACGGAGGCGGUGGUUUCCUGGGUCCACGAGGGCGAGGAGAACCUGGGCUUCGAGGUCGAGGUGAGGCGGCGAGGCUCGUCGCCUUCUAGAUGGAAGAGCGUCGCUCCAGCGGCGUUGAACGUCUUCACGAUAUCGGAUCGGAGCAUCGCGUCCGGCAGCCGAUCCCGCCGAGCGACGCCUGACCAGCUGAUGUCGCUUCACAGAGGCCGGAGGACCGAGUGCAAAGGCCAGAACAAGAAGUGUUGCCGGCACGAGAUGAUCGUCACCUUCAAGGACAUAAGGGGCUUCGAGUUCAUAAUUCAGCCGAAGACUUUCGACGCCGGGUACUGCAAGGGACGAUGUCCGCCGCGUUACAAUCCCGCCCACCAUCACGCCCUCAUUCAGAGUCUGAUAUGGAAGGAGGACAGGAAAAAGGCGCCAAGACCCUGCUGCGCACCGAGCAAACUUACCGAGCUGGAGAUACUUUAUUACAACGAAAACGAUCCGACCAAGCUCAAGAUCACGAACUGGAAAAAUAUGAAGGUCUUAGAGUGCGCGUGUUCUUAGUGAUGCGAGUUUCCCGGAUAGAAUCGGAGAGCGGCGUAGGUACCUACACCUUAUCAAAAACCUUUCGACAUGCGUUAAAACUGCAAGACACGAUAUUAUUAUUAUUAGUGUCAUUAUUAUCAUCAUCA
Diprion similis is the source of this 1772-nucleotide messenger RNA. It is a transcript of the gene mav, whose product is annotated as bone morphogenetic protein 4. The transcript has 3 exons. Gene Ontology annotation, cellular component: extracellular region. Gene Ontology annotation, molecular function: cytokine activity; growth factor activity. Gene Ontology annotation, biological process: SMAD protein signal transduction; BMP signaling pathway. Bases 139 to 1644 code for a protein of 501 amino acids. The record is from RefSeq and is a predicted model, not a curated record. Lineage: Eukaryota; Metazoa; Arthropoda; Insecta; Hymenoptera; Diprionidae.